Molecule: messenger RNA, 1083 nt
Organism: Leguminivora glycinivorella
Lineage: Eukaryota; Metazoa; Arthropoda; Insecta; Lepidoptera; Tortricidae
Exons: 3
Coding region: 390-947 (185 amino acids)
Source: RefSeq, a predicted model, not a curated record
AGCCGGGCGGGGAUUGUUCCUGAGCUCAUUCACUUCACUUCCGCAUCGUUCAUUCGGCGACGCCAUAGAAGUUAUUAUAAAUAAACUCUUGUGUUUCUCUUUAGCUUUGCAUCUUCGCCAUUUUGUUUGCACAGUGUUUCGAGCUUUUACUAACAAUUUUCAGGUGUUUAACGUGUGUUUAACCAUAGCAAUAAUAGUGGAAAUUGACGGCACGUUCAGAGAUCACUAAAUUAGUGAUAAUUGUGUCAGAUUGUAUAGUUUAAACUGCCAGCUUCAAUCUUCUGGCUGGGCUUCGCGAUUGGUUUUCUGUGCUUGAAGCCUGAACAGCACUUUAUAUUAUUGUGUGCAAUUUGUAAUUUUUUUGAGGAAGUCGUGUUGUGUGUCACAAUAUGGCCGACGACGAUCUCAAAAGGUUAAGAGCGGCCAGGGGACAAUCGAAGGCGGCCAUUACAAGGAUGAUGGCCUUUAAGGCGACAGCGGAGGCUGCUUCUAGCAGCGAUGCGGACCCUCUGCUAUACCAGCAGAAGAAUGAUAGGCUUGAAAAGACCUUUCAAGAAUAUAAGGAACUCAACCUUGAAAUUUCAUUGUUGGACCCUGCGGAUUCCGAACGUGUUGAGGACUUCGAGGAGAAAUAUGAUCUGCUCAAAUCGUUCUAUGCGGGUGUAGUAAACAAGGCAUUGGACGCCUCUACGUCGAGCGUCUCACCGCAACCAUCCUUUUCGUCUCCUGGAGGCUGUAAUGCCUCGCCAUUUAGGCUGCCUCCAAUAAAUCUAAAAGUGUUCGCGGGAGAGGUAGAGCAACGGGCUGCUGCCUUGGAGUCCCUGGGAGAGCGGACGCCUUCAGGGCGCCGGUCUAGUUUAGUUGCAAGUAGUGUUAAAGUGGCCAAGCCGCUUAAGUCGGGUAUAAACAAAUGCGCUUUUGCCGGAGCAGCUGCCAGCCCUGCCUAGCAAGCUGAUCCUGCAGAAUACACGCUUUGGGUUUAUCGUUGCUGGAUUGGCUGGUGCUUCCGACACAGCCCCGGUAUCCAACUUAGUAUCAAAUUAUUGCUGUCAACAGCUAACACACAACAGUGACAUAGGUAAA